GAAAGGACGAAGGAGGAGGGGCUGUUGGUAGGCAGUUCACUUUUGAGUAAGUUUGUGCGAUGGGCGCGUCAGCAUCCUCAGUCAACAGCGGCAGCCUCGCCACCUCCGCCAUCCUGGGGCUGGAGAGCUCCGUGGCGACGGCCCAGGCAGCUGCUGGAGGGGAUCCAGCCGCCCUCAACGCUUUCCUGCGAACAGUAAUCAAUCGAGGCUCUGCCGUGUCAAAUGCCGCUGCAAUCACGGUAGCAACACACGCCGCACCACAGACACAGAGGGGAGGUAUCGCAGCACGCCUGAAUCUGUGUGUUCUCCCAUCAGGUAUCUCGCGGCCUCUCGCCGUUGCUGGCCACAUCUGACGUGGGCUUUGCGGCGCUGCUUGCGCAGAUAGAGCGGGAGCGCCGCGACGGCAACGACGAGGGGGAGUACGAGGAUGAUGAGUACCCCGACAGGGUGGGGCAGGCGUCCCCAUGGCGGACGCGGCUGAAGCCCAAACUGGUCGAUGGGUGGGAGGGGCCGGCGGGCGAGUUCCGCUGCCCCAUUUGCCUGGACCUCAUGGAACAUCCGGUCAUCACACCCUGCAAGUGAGCGGCAGGGAAUGGGGAGGGAGGGAGGGAGGUGAGGCUGGGAUCGUCUGUAUGUGUGUGUGCGUGUGGGGCUGGCUGUGUGUUUCAAUCAGGCAUCUGUUUUGCGGCAACUGUUUGCUGACGGCCCUGUUGCGUCAGUCGGUGUGUCCGCUGUGCCGCGCCACGGCCUUCGUGGUGCAGCUGCAGCUGCUGCGCACAGAUGCCACCAAGGACUCACAGGCCCUCUGGAAGGCAUACAGUGCACUGAAGGUACGCCACAAUCACCCCACCCACACACCCCAUUCUACUGCACACGAUGGAUUUUGUUCUAUGUCACAGGUGGAGUGUCCCCAGUGUUCAUGGCGCGGCCCCCUCGCCGACUGGCCGACCCACCGCACACACCGCCGGUCCAUCCUGUCAUUCACCAAGCGGGCGUCAUCCCCCGACUCCCACAACAAGUGCCAGUGCUGCAGAUGCACACAGGCGCGCAUCCAUUCGCGCAGCAGCAAGCGAGAGGACGGUGAGCCGGGGUCGCCUGUGGGCGGCAAGUUCGUGCGUCAGCCGCUGCCAACUGGAGCUGGGGAGGGGGAGGGAGAGAGGGAGAGGGUGGUGGUGGAUAUGGAUGAGAGGCCGGAGGGUCCUGUGGAGCGGCUGCUGGCGUGGCUGGGCAAGCGGCCUUUUGUCAAGGCAUCCAGGUAAGUUACGUGGUUCAGAGAAUGAGUGGGCUGAGAAUGUCUGUGUUCUCGAUGCGCCCGUCUUGGUGUGUGGGUGUCUUCUGUCGCAUGCGACGGACGAUAGGCUGAUGGUUGUGUCGCAUCGCAUGGAGAAUCCCGCCGGGGCUAUCGGCGGGUUUAUUCUAGGGUCACAGAUCAGCCACACCCAGGUGAGCAGAUCCAAACCGACACACAUCGACAGACUCAUGCACCCUCCUCACAUGUGAUCAGGCCGUGUUGGAGCUUCAGCUAGAUGCCGCCAGCCGCCCGUCGUCACCCACAGAUGGUACCCAGAAGGCCGUCACCUGGUACGCACAAGACACACACACACACUCUCAAGACACACGCGCAGCCUCCCGGACCCUGUGUGUGUCAGGUAUCUGAGCCUGGAGCUGUUCAUUGACGAGGGUCUGAAGUGGUGGGUGGGUCGCGAGUUCCCCGAGCUCCGCCCGUCGGCCUCCACGCUGACCAUCUACGACAACCUCAGUCUGGACUGCGCGGCGCUCGUGGCCUUCGUGGUGGAGACGCGGGACCGCCCAUACUCACUGCUCGACUGGAACUGCCAGACAUUCGUCAACAAACUCAAGCGUGUCGCACGUGAGUGAGACUCAGCCCUGCACCCCUGCCCCCCACCCACAUGAGCACCUCUGCUGCGUGUGUGUGUGUUGGCUCAGAGGUGGCUGAGAUGCGUUGCACCAUCCAGUCCAUCCCCCGCCCCUUCAGCCGCGCCACCCAGCUGCUGCCGCUCCUCAACUCGUUCGCAUCCUCGGGCAUCAUCCCAACCCAACUAGACCUUCAGACUGCUGCUGGCGGCACUGUGCGAGCCACCCAACAGCCGGCGACUUCUGCUACGGUGGCCGCUCGUGUGGGGAAGGUGUCGCUGUGUCUUUACCCCACAGAGGACCGCAAUCGGCAGUCACUCAGGCCCGCCGCCCAGCUCACUCGAGGCGUGAUGGACGUCAUCACGCGGGCAUUGGCGGGCGCGGCAGCCAGCGCCGAGCGAAUCCGAUCCACAGUGACGGCACCCACAUCGGCCGAUGCGGAGCAGGAUGACACUGGUGGUGAGCCGCCGCAGCACCAGCCGUCGUCGGCCAUGAUGAGUGCCCACGAGGAUGAAGACAACGUGUCGGUGACUUCCUCCAUGUGUAUAUCGGCGAGGAGCGCACGGUCGGAGGCCUUCAGCGGGCGGCAGGUGGCACUCAGAUACGACACACUGCCGGUGAGGGAGGCAAGGAGCCGAGAGAGAAGAAGGGAAGGGAAAAACGAACGACAUCCACCACGAGGAUCUCUCUUCUGUAUCUGUCUGCCUGUCUGUCUGUCUGCUUCCAGGUGGUUGUUCUGGAGCUGCAGUCGACCUCCCCCCUCCCACCGCCCCCCUCCUCUCCCCACCGCAGCACCAGUGUGGCACCAACCCCCUUCACGCCCUCACCCUCCACCGCCACCUCCAGCAGCAGCCACGGCCACAAGUACAUCACCCAUGGCUACCUCAGCCUUGAGUUUAGGUCCGACAGCGGCCUCUUUUGGCACGUCUACGCCGACAAGCCACAGGCGCUGCGAUCAUCGGAGCUCGGCGAGGGGAAUGGUGUGUCAGUGGACGGGGGGUACCCAAAGGUGGCCACGUGCGAGACCGAUUUCGGCGUCGGGAAGCUGGUCGACUAUCUGGAAGGCAUCGAAGAGAAAGAGGUGCCUGAGCGGACGGGACAAUGGGUGCACAUGUCACAUCCUGCCUGGCUGCAUCUCUGCUUUGCGUGUGGUGUGUUGGUGUGUGUCAGUAUCAUCCGGUUCACUGGAGUUCCUGGUCAUUUCUCGAGGGACUUCUCACGCACUGCUGCCCCGCACAGGCAGCCGACCUGUUGGCGGCCGAGUUCGGCUCAUCAGAUGAUGCCUCAGAGGGGCCACACACCGCCAGACAGACAACUAUCUGAGAGAGUGGCUGAGAGGUCCGAUUCGUUUUUUGUUUUGGGGAUAUGGGAUAUGGGAUAUGGGGGACGGCACAGCCUUUUUUGCUUUUUUGCUGAGAGGCAUUUUCGCUGGCUAAUUUUGUGGCGUGGACCAACCACAUGGCUGGGCCGGGCGGUGUGUGUGAGGCUCAUACACAUGCAUGAGCGCAUGCAUGCGGUGGAGACUCAUGUGAUUUGUCGGUUGGUUGAACCACGUGCACGGCUCUGCUUGACACGCUCCUGCACUAUCACUCAGUCAGUCACUGCACCAUCGCUGACGUCUACGCAUCGGUAUUGAGUAGCUUUCACCAUGACCAGACCAUGCAUCUGACCUAUAGUCAUCAACGUACUCGCACACAG
This is a messenger RNA of Vitrella brassicaformis, 3573 nucleotides long. The record is from the annotation of a GenBank genome assembly. Lineage: Eukaryota; Vitrellaceae.